Ostrinia nubilalis (European corn borer) is the source of this 1627-nucleotide messenger RNA. RefSeq lists its product as uncharacterized. Lineage: Eukaryota; Metazoa; Arthropoda; Insecta; Lepidoptera; Crambidae. Bases 83 to 1627 code for a protein of 514 amino acids. The record is from RefSeq and is a predicted model, not a curated record. The transcript is spliced from 3 exons.
AUUAAAUUUUGUUGUAUUUUUGGUCAUAAAAUCCUUGCCGCUAGUGUAAAAUUGUAUUGUGAAAUUCAGUUAACUAAUAAAAAUGGUAGGAAUAAUACAUAGCGUAAUGUUUGUCAUUUGUAUCAAAUAUAGUGUUUGUCAAGCUAAUGACACUGGUGGUAAUGUAACGCAGAACAAUAUUCAUGAGGUCGUUACUUUGACCACUACGCCAAGCGUAUUUAAUGAAAGUACACUUAUUAUCGCAAAUGAAAUAGAAGAAGUUUCUAACGAAUCUGACAGUAACGACACUGUUACGUGGGAAUUAUUUAUAAGUGUCCUGAAAUCUGUAUCAUUAGACCAAUUGAAGCAAAUAAAAUCUAACAUCAAGAACUAUUACAACUUAGGUGAAAAGGAAAUCGCUAAAGUCAACAAGGCAUUUAACGCUACUGAUUUAGAAUACGAGUAUCUAUUGCAAUACAAAUUAAAGAAAAUGAUAGAAGAAAAACGUUUCAAUGAAUCUGAAGAUUUCUUGUUGGAUUUUAUGGAUUUAUCCAACUUCUUAAUUGAAAAGAUAUUAGAGUAUUCAUUAGCCAAAUUGAAAGAAGGAACGUGGCUUGCCCGCACUAAUUGGCAUCGACAGACCUUAAAAGAAAAAAUCUUCAGACAGCAAGUAAAACUUGGCAUCAGUUUGAUAGAAAUGCAAAUGUGUAAUGCGUUGGGUCUAUGCAAAGAAAGGGAACAUUAUUCUGAUUACAUAAUCGAGUGGCUCAGGAUUCUCCUUAAUGACGGUGAUGCUAUUAUAAGAGAAGUUUUAACUGCUGUACCUGUAGUUUUAGAAAAAUAUUCUACAUCUAUAAAAUCUAAUGUAAUGUUUAGAAAGAACUUGCUGUAUGCAUCUAAGACUAAUGCUAGCGCUCAAAGAGAUGUGCUGGAUUUCAUUGAUGAAGUGAUAACAAAUGAAAAUGUUUUUAAAUUUAUUCCAAAUGUGUUGAAAAAAUGUGCAGUGUUACUUAUAGAACUACUUAAUGAAAUUAACGACGUUUACGAUUUAAAUGAUAACAAUAUUGAAGAGCUAGAAACUGUUUCACACAUGUUUAUGUCUUGGAAUGGAGGUGCUACUGGAAUAGAAGAUAUAUUAGAUAUGAUAAUAAUUAUCCUGCUUUCGCCUCCGAGAUUUAUUUUACCAUGCGCGAAUAAACAACGUAAGCUACAGUUAGGUUUACUUAAUGCUGGUUCUCUCGGUACACGUCACGACGAAUUCAUAGUAGCUGUGGAAAAGCAUCACGUCGACCUACUGGCAAUAAACGAGACGUGGCUGCGUGUGGGACAGGACGCGCGCGCACCGGCGGUGCCGGGAUACAGACUGAGACACGUUCCGCGACCGAGCUCCGUGCGCUCGCGCGGCGGUGGAGUGGGUUUUUAUGUACGCCUAGGAGUGAGCGCGCGGGUUCUGCCCCACCCUCCAUCGGAAAAUGUCGAGCAGAUGUGGUUAUGCCUAACAGUGAGUGGAAAGAAGAUAGUUAUAGGGACUGCGUAUAGGCCGCCGUGGCUGAAUAUUGAUAUAUUUCUCGAUGCGGUGUCUUCGUCAUUGGAAACGUUUACAUGGUGUGACAAUGUUGUAUUGUUGGUAGUGUCCGACCGAAACUAG